AUGCCCUUCCCCGUCUCCCUCCUCACCCCUCCCGCCGGCGUCACGUUUGAGCGCCAGUUCACUGCCGAGCAGGAGACCGAUGUCGCUGCCCUUGCCGCGCACUACAACGCCGAUGGCUACACCCUCGACGGUGAAGCUCUUACUGAGCGCGAGCAGAUGCACCUCUCCAAGGAGACGCUCCUCCGCUUCCGCCUGUCGUCGCGUGACGUCGCCCACACUAUUGAGCGCAUCGACGCCAACACCAGGUUCCGUCGCGAGCACAAGGUCGAGGACUGGGAGGCCAUGGCCGCUGCCGUCAAGCCAGAGAUGAAGACGGGCAAGGUGUUCAUCCUUGGUUUCUCCAAGGCCGGCCAGCCGGUCAUGUACGUCUUCCACCCGCGCAACGACUGGCCCAGCGCCCAGCGUACCCAGAUCCCGGCCAUCUUCUUCCUCGAGCGUGCGCGCGACCUGCAGGCCGGUGGUGUCGACUCGAUCUACGUGUUCCAGAACUAUGGCGUCCCCAAGCUCGGCGACAACCAGACCCCAGCGUUCGCCAAGGAGAACAUGCAGAUUGUGGCCGACCACUACCCGCGCAACGUCGGCAAGGCCGUGCUCCAGGACAUGGGCUUUGUCGUGCGCACCUUCAUCAACCUGAUCUGGCCGUUUGUCGACUCGUGGACUAAGGAGGUCACCCUCUUUGACAAGUCGAGCAAGCCCCAGCCGGACAUUGAAGCCAGCCUCAUCCCCAAGGAGUGCAAGGGAGAGUUUGACUACACCUGGAACGUCGACGAGUACUGGCCCGUUCUCAUGGCGGUCAUCAAGGCCCGCCGCACAGACCAGGAGAAGCGCUUCCGCGAGGUCGGCGCCAAGGUCGGUGUCCAGGAGAAGCUCUUCAAGGUCACCGACGUGGCCGUCACCUUGUAA
Apiotrichum porosum is the source of this 903-nucleotide messenger RNA. RefSeq lists its product as uncharacterized. The record is from RefSeq and is a predicted model, not a curated record. The transcript is spliced from 5 exons. NCBI's taxonomy places the organism in Eukaryota, Fungi, Basidiomycota, Tremellomycetes, Trichosporonales, Trichosporonaceae. Gene Ontology annotation, molecular function: phosphatidylinositol transfer activity. Bases 1 to 903 code for a protein of 300 amino acids.